Myripristis murdjan (pinecone soldierfish) is the source of this 2516-nucleotide messenger RNA. Its product is annotated as beta-1,3-galactosyl-O-glycosyl-glycoprotein beta-1,6-N-acetylglucosaminyltransferase 4-like. Gene Ontology annotation, cellular component: membrane. Gene Ontology annotation, molecular function: acetylglucosaminyltransferase activity. Lineage: Eukaryota; Metazoa; Chordata; Actinopteri; Holocentriformes; Holocentridae. The record is from RefSeq and is a predicted model, not a curated record. The transcript is spliced from 2 exons. The coding region runs from base 83 to 1393 and encodes 436 amino acids.
UGGAAGAAAAACAAAACAAAACAAAAAAAAAAAAAAACCCUGAGGCGCUUGGAGGACCAGGAUACCUGUUUUCUGAGCAAGAAUGAAACCAGGAUGUACACUGCCUUUAAGACCAAGAAGAAAACAAUUUCUUUCCAAACUAGCGUCACUGCUGGCCAUAUGCAUCCUGCUCUUGCUCAGUUUUAAAUGCAGCUACGUCAUUGACUCUUUUAGGUCCACUGCAGGUUUUGAUGACAUUCAGACAUUUCAAAGGUACAACAUUAACUGCUCCGCUGUAUACGAUAUGGACCCGGUUGAGGUGGGGAAAUCCCUCGUCAUCAGACGGACACAUGUAGAGGAAAAGGAUGACAGUCUGGUGAACCUCACCGUGGACUGUUCACUGUUCCGCUGGGCCAGGGGCUAUGAAACUGUGUAUGUGACUGAGGAGGAGAGAAACUUCCCACUCGCCUAUUCACUGGUGGUUCACAAAUCUGCCUGGAUGGUGGAGCGACUCAUUAAAGCAUCAUACUCGCCCAGUAACAUCUACUGUAUACACUAUGACAAAAAGUCUUCAGCUCAGUUCAUCUUGGCCAUGGAGGGUCUUGCCCGCUGUUUGCCAAAUGUCUUCAUUGCUUCCAAACAAGAAUCUGUUAUCUAUGCUGGCAUCAGCCGUCUGAAAGCUGACCUCAACUGUCUGUCCGACCUCUUGGAGACAGAGGUUAAAUGGAAAUAUGUCAUCAACCUUUGCGGGCAGGAUUUCCCCCUCAGGUCCAACAUGGAGCUCCUGUCAGAACUAAGAAGUCUAAACGGUGCAAACAUGCUGGAGUCAAGCCGCCCGACUGAGCUGAAGAAAGAGAGGUUCACCUUCCACUAUGAACUGAAAGAUGUCAGCUUUGAAUACCAAAAACUUCCUGUGAAAACCCUCCAGAUUAAGGACCCACCGCCACAUGGCAUUGAGAUUUUCACCGGCAAUGCCUAUUUCGUGUUGUCCCGUGAGUUUGUCAUGUACGUGAACUCCUCACCUCUGGUCAAAGAUUUCUUGGCCUGGUCUGAGGAUACCUACUCCCCUGAUGAACACUUCUGGGCCACGCUCGUGCGAAUGCCGGGGGUACCCGGGGAGGUGCCCAGAUCCCAGCCUGACAUCACUGACCUGAUGAGCAAGACAAGGCUGGUCAAGUGGAACUACCUCGAGGGGCUCCUGUACCCGGCCUGCACAGGGAGCCACGUUCGUAGUGUUUGUAUUUAUGGAGCUGCAGAGUUGCGAUGGUUACUCAAUUACGGCCACUGGUUUGCCAAUAAGCUGGACCCCAACGUGGAUCCUGUCAUCAUCCAGUGCCUUGAGGAGAAACUUGAGGAAAGGAAAAAAAAUAUGUGUAUGCAAUCACUGUCAUCACAGACUUGUCAAAAGGGUUAAAAUAGGUAGACUUAACUUAUGGUAAGCUGUAUGGUUCAUUCUGACCCUUAAAUUACAUUACAUGCAAGCAGUGCUGGUGUAGCAUCUCUCUGAGUGCUGGUAAAGUUUGAUGUUUUGUUUUGUUUGCCAGCCAAUUUCAAACAAGUGAACAUUUUAGAGCUUUAUUUUUUCAAAACUUUUCAAAGGUAAAGUGAAAAUGUUUCAGGCAUUUUCCACGAUAGAUACCCGUCACAAUCACGAUGGGCAUUUAAAAUAUAAUUACUGUUAAGUCUUGAGAUCCACACCCAAUUUCACACUGUUUCAAGAACAAGGCAUUUGGACUGUAUUUCAAUCCGAUGACCUGUAAAUAGAAGAUCAAGCUGCUUGCUCUGUAAUUGUAGUCUGACCAAGUAUUUACUGUUAAAAACUUAGUGACACAGUAAAUACACAGUCAGUAGUUUUAUUUUUGUUGUAAUAUGGUACAACAGUGUAUGUUUUUAUUGAACAGUACACCAUUGUAUGAUUUCUCCUUGCAGCAUGCAGUAAUUUUGCCUGGGCUGGCAUGCAAAAAAAUGUGAAUAAGGAUAAUUUCAGCUCAUCAAAGGCCUUAGAAAAAUGCAGACAAGGAUGUCUGAAGAGCUUACAGAGUGGAGAGAAAGAUAUCAGCUACAUUCAGACUUUGAAAAUCAGACAAUACAAUUCAGUGUUUGCCAGUUUCCAUCUUGUUUUGUGCCUUGAGGUUGUGUGGUACGUUGCAGUGUUUACAGCAUCAAGCACCUGUUGAAUAGGAGGUCUAGCAAAGACAAAAUUGUACAAAAGAUCUAAUGUCAUAUCUACCUCAUUUAAUGCACAGGUACUAUACAAUACACAAUGUCAAAAUCUAAAUUCAUCUAUGCAAAGAGUGGAUUCUACAUGACACCGGAAAUGAAACUGUUGUAACAAAUACAUUCAAACAGAGAGGAACAAAGGAAUUAAAAAGCAGACGUUAUCAAUCCUCCAUCUAAAUUUGGCAAGAGGGAGUGAAGGUUUCCUCUGACCCAUGCAUGUGAACUCUUUUCUCUCUGAUAGAAGGGUUACAGUCUCCUGGGACAGUUCAGACAGAUGUAAAAAUAUAAAAACUGUUUUAAAAGUGAAAUUUUUAACA